Molecule: messenger RNA, 5481 nt
Organism: Lates calcarifer (barramundi perch)
Lineage: Eukaryota; Metazoa; Chordata; Actinopteri; Centropomidae
Product: dipeptidyl aminopeptidase-like protein 6
Exons: 26
Coding region: 651-3200 (849 amino acids)
Biological process (GO): proteolysis
Molecular function (GO): dipeptidyl-peptidase activity; serine-type peptidase activity
Source: RefSeq, a predicted model, not a curated record
CACCCACACAGACCCAAAUGGAGGCAAAGAUUAAAAAACUAACAGGGAUACUUGAGCACACUCUAUCUGCAAAGUCAUGAUAAGUUUUGACCGCAGAUCUUUGAUAUCUGAUCAGUUAAUGUUGCGUUGGGUUGUUCGCAGCUGUGUGGUACAUCAGCGGGUGUCUGUGCUCACUUGUAAGGCAAAGACCUAUUAGUCCCCGAACGUUUAUCAGCGGUCACUUUUCUUUUCUACCACGAGGGAGGGAAAGAGGGAGACUGGGAUAUCGCUGAGGCUGGUUCCCUCCGUCUUUCGGGUCCGGAUCACGAGUACUUCAUUCAGCCUCCUGUGACCCACACACUCGUUUCGUUUUGUGUCAGUUUCGCAUCAAGUUGGGGAAAAGUGUGGGAACUGCGUCGCUGCAGCAUCUGUGAGACCCGAGCAGUGAGCCUGAAAGUACGUGAUGUGAAUACUGAACACAGCUUGGACUGAUUUUUCUUCUUUUGUUCCAACUGAACCAGAGCAUCGUCUAAUCGAAUUACUUCAGCCAUUACUUAUUGACCUUCUCUAACUUGGACUUUUUUUUUUUUUUUUUUUUUUUUUUUUUUGCAUUUAUUGAUUGAGAACACAGACUGGCCAAGUUAUUCUUUCUUUUUUGACAAAUAGUCGAAAUGGCGUCAUUGUAUCAGAGAUUCACCGGCAAGAUCAACACAAACAAAUCCUUCCCCAACCCUCCAGAGGCGAGCCAUCUCCUCGGGCAAGGUGCGGAUGGGGAGAGGGCGGUGGAGAGCCAGCGACCCCGGCCUCAGCAUCAGCACCGUCGGCACUGCGAGGACGAGGAUGAGCUGGUGGGCAGUAACCCUCCGCAGAGGAACUGGAAGGGAAUAGCGAUCGCCCUUCUUGUCAUUCUGGUCAUCUGCUCGCUGAUCGUCACCUCCGUCAUCCUGUUGACACCAGGUGAAGACGACCGUCUGGCUCUCAAGGGCAAGGUGACUGUCGGAGACCUCUUCAGAAAAGACUUCAAGGUUCAUGACCCCAACGCCAAAUGGAUCAGCAGUAAUGAGCUACUCUACCGUAAUCGUGAUGGUGAUGUCGUCAAGUUCAAUGUUGAUACCGAUGAAAAGACCAUCUUGGUUCAUAACAAGAAGUUUGAAAUGUACAAAGCCAGCAAGUAUGAGGUGUCUCCUGACAUGAAACAUGUGCUGCUGGCCUACAACGUUGCACCGGUGUACGAGUAUUCCUACACAGCCUUCUACAUCAUCUGCAGUUUGGAGACUCCGGAGACGUGGAACCUGAACCCUCCAGAGGUGCGAAACGCUCAGCUGCAGUACGCAGGCUGGGGACCUCAGGGUCAACAACUGAUCUUCAUUUUUGAGAACAACAUCUACUAUCGCUCUACAGUGGAGAGCCGCUCCAUUCGUCUGGUGUCCACUGGCAAGGAGGGUGUCAUCUUCAACGGGCUCAGUGAUUGGCUCUAUGAAGAGGAGAUAUUCCAGUCCCAUGUUGCUCAUUGGUGGUCUCCAGAUGGUGCGAGAUUGGCAUAUGCCACGAUCAACGACACCCUGGUGCCCAGGAUGGAGCUGCCCAUGUUCACAGGCACACCUUACCCAAUGGGGAAAGAGUACCACUACCCUAAGGCUGGUGAGGAGAACCCAGUCAUCACUCUGUAUGUCGUGAACCUUAACGGCCCUCUUCACACCAUAGAGAUGAGAAGACCUGAUGAUCCCAGGAUAGGUGAAUACUAUGUGACCAUGGUGAAAUGGGCCACCACUACCAAGCUGGCCAUCAACUGGCUGAACAGAGCCCAGAACAUCUCUAUACUCACACUGUGUGAGGCCACAACAGGAGUCUGCACUAAGAAACAUGAGGAUGAAAGUGAAGGAUGGCUUCAUAGACAGAAUGAGAGGCCUCUGUUUUCCAGAGAUGGGCUUAAGCUGUUCUUCACUCGAGCCAUUCCCCAAGGAGGCAGGGGCAAGUUCUUCCACAUCUCCAUGUCCAUCUCCCAACCCAACACCAGUACAGACACGCUGCAGUCCAUCACCUCUGGAGACUGGGAUGUCACACAGGUCCUGGCCUACAAUGAGGACAGCCAGCUGAUAUACUUCUUGAGCACUGAGGAUGGUCCAAAGCGAAGGCAUCUGUACAGUGCGGACACAUUUGGUUCAUUCAACCGCCGCUGCCUGUCCUGUGCCUUGUCCGACAGCUGUGGCUACAUCAGCGGCUCCUUCAGCCUCAACAUGAGCUAUUUCCUGCUCAACUGCCAAGGCCCGGACAUCCCGUUUGUAGCCAUUUACAAGACACAGAGAGAUGCCGAAAGUCAGACACAAGACAGAGAAAGUAUUGCAGAAGUAUAUAAACUGGAGAGCAAUGAGAACCUGAGGCUGACCCUGGACUCCAUGCAGAUGCCCACAGUGAAGUACGAGGAGAUCAACAUGGAUGAUUACACCUUGUCACUGCAGAUCCACAAACCCGCAGGCUUUGUGGACACCUCACACUACCCUCUGCUGCUGCUUGUCGAUGGGACACCUGGUGGCCAGAUGGUGUCAGAGCGGUUUCACAUGGACUGGGCCACUGUGCUGGUGAGCAGCUUCGGUGCCAUCGUGGUGCGCUGUGAUGGACGAGGCAGCGGCUUCCAGGGUACCAACCUGCUGCACCGGAUCCAGAAGAAACUGGGCUUGUACGAGGAACAGGAUCAGAAGGAUGCACUCAAUUUUAUGCUGAAAAAGCCCUACAUUGACAAAACCAGAGUUGGAGCUUUUGGACAGGUAUACGGUGGCUACGUGACCAGCUUGUUGGUCAGCGGCGAGGAGUCUCCUGUAAAAUGUGGAGCUGUCCUGUCACCCAUCACUGACUUUGAAUUAUAUGCCUCUGCAUUUUCAGAGAGAUAUCUUGGGCUGCCUAAACCUGACCCGAGGGCAUACACAAUGGCAAAUUUAGCACACAGAGCAUCUCAGUUUAUGGACAAGAAGUUUCUUAUUAUCCACCCAACAGCUGAUGAAAAAGUUCACUUCCAACAUACAGCAAAAUUCAUCGCACAGCUCAUCAAUGAAAAGGCCAACUACACCUUACAGAUCUACCCAGAUGAAGGCCACUUCAUUCACAGUGAAGCAACAAGGCAGCACCUCAGUCAGUCUCUGGUGAACUUCUUCGAGGAAUGCUUCAGGCUACCAGAAAGAGUGUUUGAGGAGGCUCUGGAAGAAGAGAGUGAAGACGAGGGUUAGCUUGGCCUCAUAGUAUUCCUCCUGCGCUCCGGAUUCUCCCCCACCCAUACAGUCAUCUCCCACAACACUGGCAUCAAAUAGUCCACAAUAUGCAACUCUCAUCUGCUCUCUCCAUUUGUUUUGGUUUGCAUUUGGACUCGCCCCAUGUCCGCAUGUUGAACCUGAGACUGCCCCUCCAGCAGACAACUGAUCUACUCCUACACCCAUCCUCCCCUCCUCAUCCUCUGCCCUGAGUUUGAAUCCAAAAGGCCUCCAGAGAGCUGACUAAGACUGAUGACCUGACAUGUUGUUUUGGAAAACACUGAUUGAUCUAACAGGAAGCAAGCAGUCUCCCUCACCGCAGGAUGGACCAGCUCCUCAAAAGCAGUGGAGAGAAAGCAUCAGCUCUCACACAGACUUUCGAGCUGCAAGGAGACCUUAUAGCACAUAACUCAUGGGGCUUGUAUAUUCAUGAAAAAGACACCUGGUGAAAAACACUGGUUGGCAGUGUUUCUAAAAGGUGUCUGGAAUUGUGUGGAUACAGGAAAUGUUACUAUUUUUAAAGUUGUGAAGAACUUUCCAUGUUGGACUGUGGUUGUGUCCGUUGUUCUUACAGUAUGUAAAAUAGCACACAAACAUUCACCCAGCUAUUAGAUACAUUUUCUUUUGGUUCAUGUUUGCCCCUGAUGUUGAUUUCAUCAUUUAGCCUCAUCUUAUGUAUUUCAGUGAUGCUGACAGAAUUCUCUAACUGGAAAAAUGUUUGGAAAAAAAAAAAAAACGCCAUGGGUUUAUUAAUGUUCAUGUUAGACAGUUUUAUUGUGAUACUCUGGUUUUAACAAAUGUUCUUCAACAGAAGCAUUAACUUGUUUUAGUCACUGUGCCUUACUUUGUCAGAAAACAUCCUGCUGCGGGACUGCAUUUAUGAACAACAACAAGCCUAAUUUUCUAGGAUUAGUUUGAUAUUUUGGGAAAUAUGCUUAUUUGCGACUGAUACCACUCCCUUGUCUGUCAGAUAAAUAUGAAUUCAUAGCCACCAGCCAUUUAGCUUAGCUUAGCAUAAAGACUGAGACAGAGCUAGCUAAGCUCUGUCCAAAGGCAGAGAAAACUGCUGAGAAAGCUCCUGUGAUGCUUACAAGUAGCAUGUUAUAACUUGAUUAAUCCAGAGAAAAACCAAAGGGGUUUACAGCCUGGACUGUCUUUUGACCCUGACUUCCUGUGGUUGCCAGAGCCAGGCUAGCUGGUUUUCACCUGCUUCCAGUCUUUAUGCUAAGAUAAGCUAUGCAAAUCAUCUCCUGACUGUAAAUUACUAUUUAUCAGAUGAUAUCAAUCUUUUCAUUUAACGCUUGAAAAGAAAGUGAAUAAGCACAUUUCCCACUAAGGCAAAAGAGCUCAGAAACAAAACAGCUAGCACUUGAUUCAGAAACUGUAAAGGGACUUUGAAGUUUCACAGAAAAAAAUGACCAUUCUCUGGAAAUGGGCCCACUGACAUCUUUACACCAAACUAAAAUGUACAGAAUCUGCAUGCAUCAUCGCUUAUAACGUUUAAGAAUGGUAGGUGAAGAAAAUUUAUAACCAGUGCAGAAACCGCAGUGUUUGUUAUUCAAAGUGGUGUGUCACUCUUGGCUUAAAUCAGUGAAUACAUUGUACAAGGUUGAAGGCAGGAAGCCAUUAGGAGUAGUGUUAUACCCUGAGAAAUUAUGCAUUUGUAUAUAAGGGAAAACAUGGUGUUAGCUUCAGAGUCCAAGUCAUGCAAAUACGUAACACAAAAUGAUCAAUUCCUGAGGCACAAGUUUAGUUUGUCAUCUUUAUAUUUUUAAUUUGAAUGGCCAUUUGUUGCUAUGUUUCAGUGCAUGUUAAGAGGUUAUUUGCAGCACUAUCCCUGAUCAGUUUCACAUGGUAAUUUUGACAUCUUGAAUGUUCCUUACUGGAUUGCAUAAAUUACAUUUCCAGUAGUAUUGUGAUUGAGAACCCAGUCUCGUCAGCUUGAUGUGUAAAUGUUAUUCAAAUAUCAUUUUAUUCUAAAAAGAAAAAAGAAACAAUAUUACCUGAGUGUUAUUUGUGCAUAAAGCAUUUUGGAAGUUACAUUUGACUAUUCAUUUCUGUUCUCCUGUUGCUGUCCUUGAAUUGAGUUUAAAGUGGACUUUAUAAAUGCCAAUGGCAACAUCGAACUUUCUUGCCAGUGGUUGGGGAAUUUUUCAAGAUGCUCAACUUUGUUAUCCAAAGCAUAGAUGGAGAAUAAUGGCAGAUUGUGGCAUGAAGGUAAAUGUUAGAAUAAAAAAAUAGAUAUUUUAUCAGCCUUCAA